AUGUCGUGGCUCUGGAAGGGAGAUGCCAACUCCCCUGCAUCAUUCGAGAAAGCCCUCUCCAAACUGUCCUCACAAAUCACCACCGCAAACCUUGCCCUUGACACAAGUCGCAGUCGAGACCGCCGGAUCAAGGCCCUGUGGACUCUUUAUACCACCCUCACAUACCUUCUCUACACUUUGGUCAUUGUUCUCGUCCUUGGACCACAGAACUGGUCGAUCUAUCACUAUGCCGGUCUUGUCGGUUCUCCGAUCCUCAUAUACGUGGUCCGCACAUCCAUCGCCGCCUUCUUUGGUUGGAGGAUAAGCCGUCAGCAAGCAUAUUUGGAGCAUUUACAGAAGCAGCGAGAGCAAAAGAUUGCAGAUCUGAAGAAAGCUACAAAGUACGACAGUACUCAGGAGCUAUUGCAGAAAUAUGGAGGCGCUCCACCGACAAAGUCUCCCUCGAAACAGCCGCAAUCGGGUCCGAAGAGAAAGGCGAUUCCUGCCACAGACCAGCGCCCUGUUCAGAGGACUGGUAUCGCACCUCCGCCAACGGCAAAUAUUCCAGGAAGACACAGCUCCAUGCCAUUCCCUCAGCAACCGAACGAACAGACUGGCUCUGCGCCUAUGUCGCCAACUCAUGGCCCAUCACCACAUGCGGCCCCUGUGAUGGCACAUAGCCCAAUAGAGAUUACGCCAGACUCUCCCGGUUUCGCUCCAAAUGCUUUCUCCAGCAUGCCGCCUGCUUCUAGCACCACGUAUGAGCAGCCGCCUCACUGGUACGACCGCAUACUGGAUGUUCUUCUUGGUGAGGAUGAAACCGCGGCCAAGAACAGAUUGGUCCUGUUGUGCGCCAGAUGUCGCUUGGUCAAUGGUCAAGCACCUCCUGGCGUGAGGACACUUGAAGAACUGGGUCGUUGGAGAUGCAGUGGCUGUGGUGCUUGGAACGGAGCCGAAAGUGAAGGGGCUAAAGUUGUAAAAGAGGUGACCUCUGCUUCGAAGAUGGACGAUGGGGAGGGCUGGGAGAGCGUUCCACGAGCCGCGGACAUUCGAGAAGAAAGCCCUGAAGAUUCAAAGCCUCAGGAAAUGGCUGAUACCAGCUACGAAGGAACUACAGGACGAGACGUAGGAGAUGAUGCCGGCCUAACCAAGAGGGUCACUCGUAGUGCAGGCAAGAGAGACUCCCUUGAGUCCUUGCAAUGA
Messenger RNA from Fonsecaea nubica, 1182 nucleotides. RefSeq lists its product as hypothetical. Gene Ontology annotation, biological process: endoplasmic reticulum tubular network organization. The transcript is spliced from 2 exons. NCBI's taxonomy places the organism in Eukaryota, Fungi, Ascomycota, Eurotiomycetes, Chaetothyriales, Herpotrichiellaceae. Gene Ontology annotation, cellular component: endoplasmic reticulum tubular network. The coding region runs from base 1 to 1182 and encodes 393 amino acids. The record is from RefSeq and is a predicted model, not a curated record.